Molecule: messenger RNA, 1194 nt
Organism: Talaromyces atroroseus
Lineage: Eukaryota; Fungi; Ascomycota; Eurotiomycetes; Eurotiales; Trichocomaceae
Exons: 3
Coding region: 1-1194 (397 amino acids)
Biological process (GO): L-serine catabolic process; L-threonine catabolic process
Molecular function (GO): pyridoxal phosphate binding; threonine deaminase activity; L-serine ammonia-lyase activity
Source: RefSeq, a predicted model, not a curated record
AUGGAUCCAAUGCCAUCAAAGCCCUUCCAAAAACGAAAGCCAUGGAUUGAAACGCCCCUGGUUGAGUCGGCGGCCCUCUCCAAAGCGGCCGGAUGUCGGAUAUUCCUCAAAAUGGACUGUCUGCAGCCUUCGGGGAGUUUUAAGUCGAGAGGAAUUGGCAACUUGAUCCUCUCAUAUCUAUCGGAUCCCGCAAUUGAAGGCAAAAAGCUUCAUUUCUACAGCUCCUCAGGAGGAAACGCCGGCUUAGCAGCCGUCGUUGCAGCAAAAGACCUGGGCUGCGCUUGCACGGUCGUUGUGCCGCUCAGCACAAAGCAGAUGAUGGUCGACAAGCUGCGGGAUGCUGGCGCGACUGAAGUAAUACAACACGGUGCUAGCUGGUAUGAAGCCGAUACCUAUCUUCGAGAGAGAUUCAUUGGCACGUCCGACCAGCAGCAGCAGCAAGAGCAAGAGCAAGAGCAAGAACAGUCGUCGUCUGCGGAUGUAGCGAGCAUUGAUAUUGUCAAGAAUAUCUAUGUGCCUCCUUUCGACCAUCCGCGGGUUUGGGAAGGGAAUGCUACUAUAAUAUCCGAACUGGCUGCUCAGCUGCCCCCGCGCGAAAAUGCAGAGGAGAAAGGCGAAGGAAAUGAAUGCGAAUUCCCGGCAGAUGUGAUCAUAUGCAGCGUCGGUGGAGGAGGAUUAUUCAAUGGGCUCGUCCACGGACUCCACGAAUAUUUCGAGACGACACGAAAGAACAAGAACAAGGAAAUCGGGUCUCAAUUGAAUCUACUCGCCGUCGAAACGAAAGGAGCUGAUUCCCUGGCCCUCUCCUUACGCAAGGGACUGCUUGAAUCCCUCACCGCAAUCACAUCUAUAGCGACGUCUUUGGGGGCGCUGCGUGUGGCGCCACAGACAUUCCAGAAUGCGCGUGAGCCGCCGGAAGGCGUCAAGGUUGCUAGUGUGGUGGCAUCUGAUGCUGAGGCGGCCAGGGGCGUGGUCACGUUUGCGGAUGAGAUGCGUGUGCUUGUUGAGCCGGCUUGUGCGGUGUCGAUUGAUGUCGCUCUGAGUGCGAAGUUGAGGGAGGCUGUUUUGGCCGGUGGUGAUGGCAGGAAAUUAGAUGCCAAUAGUCGUGUGGUCGUUGUGGUCUGUGGUGGUUCGAGUAUUACGCCUGAGCUUGUGGCUGAGUAUCGCUCAAAACUUGCAGAGGGAUGGGAAUAG